AUAAGAGAGAUUUGUCGUUCUUUUGUUUGCUUUGGAAACAGAGUAUCUAUGAAUCGUAAGCAACACACUUGAAGAAAAUAUAGCUGAUGGGUUUCAUCGCUCUGCAAUCUUGGAGCAGAGGAGCUUCAGCCUCUGUUAAUCUCCUUCGUCCCCAGGUAGUUGGUCCGUACCCAAAGCUAUACGAUGGUGGAGCAGUGCAAGCAGUCAAGUUUGAUGUGAGAGCCUCUUCGAGUCGUAAAUCGUUUAAGCAACUCAGAAGAGAGACUCAAUUACAAGGUAAAGACACAACCACAAAAAAGGUUACAGAAGCAGAAGUAAUAGCUCGAGUUGAUGAUGACACUUCGACUUCAAAGGCCUCCUCUAUCAAUGCUGUUGCUGCUGCUGCUGCUCCUCGAGACAAAGUGCUUCAAGCCUGCACUGUAACUUCCGGUUUAAUGGCUGCAUUAGGCCUUCUCAUCAGGAAGGCGUCUCAUGUUGCGUCUACUGAAGGGUUACCAAUCCCAGACUGCUCUUCGGAUAUACCAUUUGGUUUCGAAACUUGGCAUCUCGGGUUAAUCGCUGGAACGGUUGUGUUGAUAUCAUCAAGCAGGUUCCUGCUACUAAAUUCUUGGCCAGAUUUUGCUGAUUCAAGUGAAGCAGCAAACCAACAGAUCCUUGCUUCGCUGGAACCUCUUGAUUACCUUGUUGUUGCUACUUUACCUGGAAUCAGUGAGGAGAUGCUGUUUAGAGGUGCGUUGAUGCCUUUGUUUGGAACCAGUUGGGGCAGUAUCGUGGGAGUUGGACUCAUCUUCGGUUUACUUCAUCUUGGAAGCGGAAGAAAGUACUCCUUUGCCGUUUGGGCGUCGGUUGUGGGUAUAGUCUACGGUUACGCAGCGGUUCUAUCGUCGAGUCUUGUCGUUCCGAUGGCUUCUCAUGCACUCAACAAUUUGGUCGGAGGUUUGCUGUGGCGUUAUACUAGUAGUACUAGUAGUUCCAAGCUCAAGUCAUUGGAGUGAGAGUGUUUACAUAAGAUUUAUAAAAUGGGCUUAAUUUGAAAAGGUUACAUUUUUAUGGGUCGUUUUGUGAAAUAUUUAUAGCAUAGGGUGGUUACUGCAAUUUUGGUUCACCAAUCACAAGAAGACAAAAUGAGAAAAAAAAUGUUUAAAUAAAUUAA
Molecule: messenger RNA, 1153 nt
Organism: Raphanus sativus (radish)
Lineage: Eukaryota; Viridiplantae; Streptophyta; Magnoliopsida; Brassicales; Brassicaceae
Exons: 7
Coding region: 87-995 (302 amino acids)
Biological process (GO): CAAX-box protein processing
Cellular component (GO): membrane
Molecular function (GO): metalloendopeptidase activity
Source: RefSeq, a predicted model, not a curated record